AUUGUCUUUAUGGUGCAUUAUUUGUGUAGUUGCGUUACUAUAAUCUCACAAUUAUGACUGACGAGUCUGAUCCUCACCGAAUGUGGUGUGACCUUAAAGCCUGCAUAGAUAAAAAGCCACCAGAUACCUGUUCUGCUGCAACACAGGAUGAGUAUUUUGUGGGAAUCCAGAGUAGCUUUGUUCAGUUAAUCACACGUUUCCCUCUCUUCGCCGUUGAACAUAAAAUAGAGUUAGAAAUGUGGAAUGUUCUAUACAAAACUCAGAUUAACUCACUACAGUCGUUGUUAAACCAACGUUUAUCCGGUACCGGAAACAGUGGAUCUCUUAAUUGUUCUACUAUGGAGCUCAAACUUCGAUUGGUUUUAUUGUUAGAUCGUGCUUCAGGUAUAUAUUUCAAUCUUAUCUACCAAUUACUUCAACCAAUUUCUGAACUUCCAUGGCCUAAAGUGGUACUGAGUUUCAUUGGGAGCGUCGACAGCAUCUUAGACUCAGAGAAUAAUAAGAAGGGGAAACAUGUUUCCGAUUACCUUGAUCUAGAUCUGGCAACUUUUUCUGCCAACAAAGCAUGCAGUAAAAGAAUGAAAAAUACUGAAACAAACAAAUUUUUAUCAAUCACACAAGAAUCAGACACAAAUGUUAUUGCACCACGUAUACUAUCUAGAGGUGAUCGACUUCCGUCAGAGAUUAUGACAGUUUCUUCAAGUGUAGAAAACAGUAAAAUCAGCGGCCAAGCUAUAAAAUACCCCGAUGAAAUAGGAAACAAAAAGGAAAAAACUAAUGUGAAUACUAACCAAAGUUCUAAUAUUCACUGUUUGGAUCAAGAAGCCGCUGUUAUUUACCUAGUACAUCAUUGUUUAGUUCAUCUUGGAGAUAUUGCACGGUACCGUCAACAGCCAAAUGUUGCUGCUGGUUAUUACCUUUGGUCUUGGGUUGUACACCCUGAUUCUGGUCAUUCUUUCAACCAGUUAGCUAUUUUAGAAGCAAUUAAGCCUUUACCUAGAAGAUGUAUAGAUGCUUUGUUUUAUUAUUAUAUACGUGCACUAGCAUGUCUACAUUCAUUUCCUGCUUCUAUGAAUAAUUUAUCUAAUGUAUUGUUGGACUAUUACAAGUCAUUUGAAUUAUCUUCUAUGUAUUUUAAUGAUAAUAAUAAUCAUGAGAAACUACCUACUGAUUCAACGAGAGAUGUAAUGUUAAGUGCGAAACGCUGGCCAAAAUUUACCAAUCAACAAAUACGAACACUUAUACAGUUUUAUGCAGCACUCCAUUUGCAUACAGAUCCUGUCAAACUGAUAAAAAUGGCUGAUAAUCUUUUCGAAAACAUGAACAACUGGAAUAUAGUAGAAUUGAACAAAAAUCAAUUGAUACGUAUAUUGUGUAUUCAUUUCUAUUUAACUGAUCAAUACUUAUCAGACACGAAAUCAAAUGUAUCAUCAUUUCAAACAAUAGAUGGGAAAUCUUUUAUACUGAAUGAAUAUCAAACGGGCACUGCUCUACUCUUAUGUUUAACGAUUUAUUUAAUUAAUUGGAUUACUUCAAGUAUAUGUGGUAAUACAUCAAAAACAGUAUCAUUAAAUGAACAUAUUUCAAGUACCAUGUCAAGUGAUGAAACAAUCACCGGUGUUAGUAACAACAACCAUAUCAACAAUGAUAAUAAUAUUAAUAAUUCGAUCAAUAAGGAUGAGGAUUCCACCUUACUUGUUUCUUCGACUGCAAACAUUCAUCCUACUUCUAAUGAUAUUAAUAAAAUUGACAUAGCAGCAUGUAGACUGGAAUUAUUAAUCGCAUUGAAUUUAUUAUUCCUUUGGUUUCGGUCAAAUCGCUUCACUGAGAUUAAUGCAGGGAAUAAACCAUCUUAUCAAUUGACCGAUAAAUUAUUUCAAUUAUUAACUCCUACAUUCACUGAAAAUACAGUGUACUUUUUAAAUAAUUUACUUAAACACUAUCAGCCGUUAUUACAUAAUGUCGAUAAUCAUAAUGGUGGGCGAAAACAACCUACUGAUAUACCUGUACAAGUAAACAAUAACAAUGAAAACACAAAUGAUCGUGUUAAUAGCAAAACAAUCGAUGCUGAUAUUGUUGAAGGAGAACGUGAAAAUUCUUCUCUUAUUAAAAAACAUGUCGAUCCUUGUGAUGAUGAUGAUGAUGAUGAUGAUGAUGAUGAUGAUGAUGAUGAUGAUGAUGAUGAUGAUGAUGAUGAUAAUAACCGUGAGAGUGAAGUCCAUAACAUUACUCCCAUAGAUUGGAUUCGUUUAAUGAAGCUGCCUGAAAUGGUCGUACUACAAGGUUUUCAACCACUUCAUAUACCAACACAACGUUCAUUAUGCAGUUCAUUAACAGAUUACAAUCCUGUACAUCCAUUCCUUCUUGAUUUCUCCAGUGAUAAACUAGAUGAACUAAUAAUUCCAAACAAUGAAAAUAUGCAUGAAACUGGUGUUUCAAAGCCUAAAGAAGUUGGAUUGGAACGUGUCCUGUGCCUGUUAACAUCUGCUCGAUAUGUAGCUCUAGUGUUCCCAUCCCUAGUAGAUUGGAUUCCAAAUUCUAGAGAUGAAAAUUCAGAUUCCACAAAAACAACUUCUGUCUGGUUUGGUUCAUUCUGUUACAAAAGUCAUUCCUCAUGCAGUUUAAAAAACAUGUUCAGUGUACUUAAGAAACCUACAACUAUUACUGCUACUACUGCUAUUAAUAGUAAUAGAAAAGAAACUCAGUCAAAUAAAACAACUUUAAACAACUUUGAAGAGCUACGUGACACUGACACUAAUCCUCUGCAUUUUAACGCUGUGCUUAACAAUAAUGAACAAGUUAGUCCUGAAGAAUCUAAAAUACAAAAAUCAAUAAACUUUGAUAUGUUGAAUCCUAAUCUACCUGGAUCGGCUCCUCCUUGUGGUAACAGCAAUGAACAAUUAUCUAAUGUGUCUGUAACUACCCAUCAUGAAACAAUAAAAACCAAUUCAAUAAAUAAUGAAACCAUAGAAGUAACUACAUCAAACGAUUUUGUAGUACCCUCAACUACAUCAUCACUACCCUCCUCAUUACUAUCUCAUGUUGGGACCUCCGGUGGACUUAUCAUGAAUGCGGAGUUAGCUAAAUUUAUUCAAGAACAAGCCAGCCAGGUUGCAGCUAGACAACAACGAUUCAAUAUGUCUACUAAUUCCAUUGUUAAUGACGACCAACAACAACUGGAAUCCACCGAAGCAUCCAUACCCACUACUGUUUGUGGAAAUUCGGAUGUUGGUUCUGUAAGAGGAAAUUUACCUAUGCCAGGAGGAGGACUAGAAACAUCUUUAUCAAGAUUAAGUUUAAGCGCAACAUUCAAACGAAAUCUACCACCAAGAUAUGCUAAAUUAUUACAAGCAAAAGAAUUACAAGAAAAAGAGGCUUUAAAAAAUCGACACGGUCAUCAAACGCAGAAAGAGUUAAGCUCAUCACUACUGCCACUUGAUAAACCUGCUCCUUUAGCACGUAAAGAGUCAGAAGCACCCACAGACCUUAUUUGUUUAUUAUCAUCAUCUGAUAUAAACCCAGUUCUACUACAACAUCUUCAUGAACAGCAUAUUCAACAACGGCCUCAAUGGUUUUAAAUUAAUUCCAUGAAGUAAGAAGAGAAAAUUAAGUAAAUGACAAUGACAACAUUACCAUCAAGAUCUGAUUGAAGAAAAAGAAAUAUUAGUAGUAGUAAGAGGAACAGAAAAUUCCAAUGAAUUUAUUUGGAAUGUCUUCAACAUAAACAAUCCUGAGAUAUUAUUAUUUUGCAUUAUUCUCAAAAAAAAACUAGUUCUAUACCAUUGUAUAAGUUUGUUGAUUCGUAUGUUUUGUAUAUUGUAAUAAGUUAAGAUAGAAUUGCUUGUUUCCUGUUUUGUUAUUUUGUACUGUAUUUUUAGAAUAAUGAGAUUUAUUUAAAAUCUUGUUGAAAUUUGUAAAAAAAAUUAAUUGGGAUUGUGAAUGUAAAACUGUCUUUCAAAUAAAGAUAUACAUAUAACUCA
This is a messenger RNA of Schistosoma spindalis, 3980 nucleotides long. The record is from the annotation of a GenBank genome assembly. NCBI's taxonomy places the organism in Eukaryota, Metazoa, Platyhelminthes, Trematoda, Strigeidida, Schistosomatidae.